This is a messenger RNA of Trichoderma breve, 855 nucleotides long. RefSeq names its product enoyl-CoA hydratase/isomerase domain-containing protein. Bases 1 to 855 code for a protein of 284 amino acids. NCBI's taxonomy places the organism in Eukaryota, Fungi, Ascomycota, Sordariomycetes, Hypocreales, Hypocreaceae. The record is from RefSeq and is a predicted model, not a curated record. The transcript is spliced from 4 exons.
AUGAGGCUUCUUACUCUUAUCCCAUUGGCCAUCGCCUCCAUUAUCCACACCGCAACAGGUGCUCCGGCAACAACUGCCCCUUCGUCUGUGAUAACGACAACCAAGAUCACACCUUCAUACUGGCGUGCGACAUUUUCAGAUCCUCCAUUCAAUAUCCAGGGCAAUGCUUUCUUCCGCGACUUCUAUGCCCUCGUUGAUGAAAUUACCGGCGACCCUAACGUCAAGGUUGUUGUUUUCGACUCGAAUUCGAAAUACUUCUUCUCCACACACGUGGACCUUAUAAAUACUCUGGACCCCGACUUGUACCCCGUAGCUGCCAUCAGAGGCCGCACUUACAAUGCCGGUGCAGAGAUUGCAGCGGUUCUGGAUGUUAGAUUUGGGAGCAAAGAGAAAGCUGUACUUGCGCAGUAUGAAGUCGGGUUCGGCGUAAAUCCAGGUGGCGGUGGAAUCGAGAUGUUGUCCCACUUGGCUGGACGAAGCCGAGCUCUUGAAGUCGUACUCGGCAAUGACAGUAUUGACGCUGAGACCGCUGCUCUCUACGGAUGGAUCAAUCGUGCAAUCCCAGAUGCUCAGUUCGAAAAUUUUGUUGACAAAUUUGCUCGCCGGGUAGCUGGCUGGGACCACUCUGCCAUUGCUGCAGCAAAGAAUCUCAUCAAUGAGCGCACCAGAUUUCCUACGGCAGACGAACAGAUAGAGAGCUUUAACUCAUUCUUGAAAGCUGAUGCCCCAGGUGGCUUGGUGGACAGACGACUGAAAGCCAUGGCUGCCGCGGGAAUGCAGACCAACCUAAAUUUUGAAGAGAACUUUGGUCAAGAGGAGUUGAAGUUCAUUGGAAGUGGGCCGUGGAAUGCUUAG